UAGAUCCUCGGUGAAUCAAGAGUAUGGCUUCUGGUGCAUCUUCUUUGGAUAGUGCUGGAAGUAGUGAUGGAGCACUCAAUAUGGAAAGAGAUAGUGGAGGCUAUGGCAGUGUUGGAAGUCCUGUUGGUGGCCCUGAAUGUCGUAGUGAUUAUGACGGUUUGCAAGCUCAAUGUGAUCAAGCCAUGCAUCAGCUUCAGCUACUCAGACAUAAGCACUCUGAUACUAUAAGACGGUGUGAACAUACUAUGAAGGAAUUGGAAUACUAUAGAGGACAACAUAUAGCAGUUAUGAAUCAGUUGGAGGCAACAUCACAGGAGAGCUCUGCUUUGCGGGGCAAAUAUGGAGAUCUUGUGAACGACAAGCAGCGUCUGGACCGCGAAGUUCAGGCUCUGCAGAAAGAAGUGUCCGAAUUACGGUGUCAGAAUCAAGAAGUUCUUGUUUCUGAUGCUAGUAACAGCGACACUAUGAAUCAGCACUAUUUAUCUGCACUUAGAAAAUAUGAAGCCAUUAAAGACGAGUAUGAUACCCUUAGGAAACGGUACGAUGAUUUAAUAUCAUCGCAUUCGUCGGCCGUUAAUAAGUUGGAACUAUCUCAAGAGGAAGCUGCCAGGUUGAAGAAACAAUAUGAUGAUAUUGUUCAAGAGCGCAACAGUGCGGUUCGUGAACGCAAUGGUUUAAAACAGCAGUGCACUGCCGCAAUUAGGCAAUGGGACAUUGCAUUAAGGGAAAGAAACGAAUAUCGCGAAGCCCUAGCCAAAGUACAGCAACAACAUGAAGAAGCAGUGAAGGAAAUUAAUCAUGCAAUGGUAUUACGUAUGAAGGCUAGUAAGGAUAUGAAACGACUAACAGAAGAAAGAAAUGCAGCAUUACAAGAAUACAGUUUGAUUAUGGGUGAACGAGAUACGGUACACAAGGAGAUGGAAAAACUUGGUGACGAUCUCACACAAGCAUACACGAAAAUCACACACUUAGAAAAUCAGAAUAAGCAAUUUAUGGAAGAGAAAAAAGCUUUAUCUUAUCAAAUUGAAACUUUAAGAAGAGAAAUUUCAUCCGCUUUGCAAGAUCGGGACGAGGCUUUAAAACAAUGUAACGAGCUACGUCAAAAGUUUGGUGAUUAUUCCGAAGGUUCCAACAGGGAUUAUAAAAAUCGUAUGGAAUUACACUCGUAUAACCGUGAACGAGAUAAUUCGAACAAAGAAGCUGAAAGAGAAGACAGCACGGCAGAUUACACUAAACGAGAUAAGGAGCGUAUGGAUAACUUGGAUCAAGCGAAUUUGGAGCUGGACAAACUUCGAAAAUCUGUCGAUAAAUUACAAACGGAACUCGAGGAAGCUCUUCAAGAGGCAGAAGUGUCGAAACGAAGAAGGGAUUGGGCUUUCAGCGAAAGAGAUAAAAUAGUCUUAGAGAGAGAAAGUAUUAGAACUCUUUGUGAUAGAUUAAGAAAAGAACGUGAUCGUGCGGUGUCCGAGUUAGCAGGUGCUUUACGUGAUUCUGACGAUAUUAAAAAACAACGGAACGAAGCAUCGAAGGAAUUGAAAGAUCUUAAAGAGAAAAUAGAAUCUGGUAAUCACGCGUUAAGGGCAAGUCAAUUUGCGCAAAGUUUAACGCAUGCACAUGAUUCGGCGAUCGAUACUGAUGUUAGUGAUUGGGAAAUUCUUACUAUUCAUCUGGAUCUUAGUCGACUUUGUUUGGAUUCUGAUCGUGAUUUGGGUUUGACUUUGGUUGGAGGUCGUGACAGUCCGUAUUAUCCAAACGAUACAGGAAUUUACGUUGCUCAAAUAAUAUCAGGAACUGCUGUUGAUGGAAAAUUAAGAGUGAACGAUUGUAUUGUGCGAGUUAAUAAUGUAGAUUGCACGUCUGUUUCAACGCGUGUAAUUGUGGAAACUUUACGUACCUGUUCAGUGGGAUCAGCUACAUUGACGGUAAGAAGACGACGUUUGACUAGAAGAUCGUUAAGAACAACCCAAUUACCUGUCGGUUCAGUUCCUCAUGGUAUUUCUUUGGAACUUGGAGUGUAUAUUUCGAAGAUUUCUCCCGGCAGUUUAGCUGCUAAAGAUGGCAACCUCGCUGUUGGAGAUAGAGUUUUAAAU
Messenger RNA from Habropoda laboriosa, 2090 nucleotides. RefSeq names its product disks large homolog 5-like. Gene Ontology annotation, molecular function: protein binding. The annotation marks the transcript as partial. NCBI's taxonomy places the organism in Eukaryota, Metazoa, Arthropoda, Insecta, Hymenoptera, Apidae. The record is from RefSeq and is a predicted model, not a curated record. The transcript is spliced from 6 exons.